AUGGCACAAGCGGGUCGGAGGGUGCGGGAGCAUGCACGCGCCGUACUGCAAGAGCCCCUUCGCAAGAUGGUGACAACCGAUAUUCGGAUGCCCAUAGUGGGCCUGGGCUGCUGGAAAGCUGACAAGGGCGUAACCGAAGAAGCAGUUUACAAUGCCAUCAAGGUUGGUUAUCGGCACAUCGACAGCGCAGCUGACUACGGAAAUGAGCAGGAGGUGGGCGCUGGAAUUCGGCGGGCCAUCCAGGAAGGCGUGUGCACUCGAAGAGACCUCUGGAUUAGCUCCAAGCUGUGGAACACCUAUCACAGGAAGGAGCACGUGCCGAUGGCCUGCCAGCGCACACUGGACGAUUUGGGACUGGAUUACUUGGACCUCUAUCUCAUCCACUUCCCCAUCUCGCUAGCAUUUGUGCCGUUCGAGACAUGCUACCCGCCGGAGUGGACAGACAAACCAGGAAAUACUGGCCACAUGGUCUUUGAUCCUGUGCCAUAUCGUGAGACCUGGGAAGCCAUGGAGAGCCUGCAGGAAAGCGGCAAAGCAAGGCACAUUGGAGUUAGCAACUUGACAGUCCAGUCGCUCAUGGACGUGCUCUCCUACUGCAAGAUUCGACCAGCGGUCAACCAGAUUGAGAGCCACGUCUACCUGCAACAGCCCAGCCUUGUGGGAUUCUGCAAGGCACACGGAAUCGGGGUGACGGCAUUCUCACCGCUGGGGGCGAAGUCCUACGUGGGCAUUGGGCUGGCCAGUGCUGACGAAGAUUGCUUUCUGGAGCCAACUCUGAGGACAAUUGCGGACGCGCAUGGCAAGACUGUAGGCCGGGUGCCUACCACUGGAAUACGCUGA
Molecule: messenger RNA, 840 nt
Organism: Symbiodinium natans
Lineage: Eukaryota; Dinophyceae; Suessiales; Symbiodiniaceae
Source: the annotation of a GenBank genome assembly